Bolinopsis microptera is the source of this 3354-nucleotide messenger RNA. RefSeq lists its product as uncharacterized. The coding region runs from base 1 to 3354 and encodes 1117 amino acids. The record is from RefSeq and is a predicted model, not a curated record. The transcript has a single exon. NCBI's taxonomy places the organism in Eukaryota, Metazoa, Ctenophora, Tentaculata, Lobata, Bolinopsidae.
AUGAAUAUUGUCAUUGUUAAAAUCACUGAUCCCGACAGCAAUCUCAACACCUUUGUUGUCAAUAGCUACAUCCCACCUACAAAUAGCAAACAGAAAAACCGCACUAACUGCUCCGAGGCAAACUUUGAUGUCCUUCAGGAAAAAAUAACCAGCAUCAAGAAUAACCCCAGUGAUGAGCUAUUACUUCUUGGUGACCUUAAUGCCAGGAUAGGAGUAGCUCCAGAUUUUCAUAUGUAUGACAGAGCGGACGAAUUCGAGCUCUUUCCAGAAACUGGCAGGUCUUCCGACUUCAUGGUUAUACCUGACGUGGCACCUAUAUCUCAAAAUAGGAACAGCCAGGACAAAAUUACCAAUAGACACAAAAACCUUUUGCUUGACCUCUGUGGAUCACAAAACCUCCUGAUCCUUAAUGGACGUACCAUCGGUGACUCUGCUGGAAAAUACACAUGCUACAAGUGGAACGGAAACAGCGUAGUGGACUACUUCAUUGCAUCAACAUCCUUUCUUCACCGUGUCAAGAGCCUCUCAGUGGGUGAACACACUCUGUUCUCCGAUCACAAUCCAAUCUUACUCAGCCUUUGGCAUAGACGAAGGGCCUCUCAAAGGAAUAGUCAAGCUCCCACCAGUAUCUACGAGGAAGCUCCCUUUCGAUACAAGAUCACAGAAGAGGGUUUAGCCAACUUCACAAAAUCAUUUGAACAGCCUGAGUUCAUUCAAAGAAUCUCCCAACUGACCAAAGAUGUCGAAUCCACUCCAAAAACCCAUGAGGCAGUUGAAGCACUGAAUAGGCAUAUUACAGAACUCAUAAACGAUGUCGCUAAAAAAGAGUUCGAUAUCUCUAAACAAACUAAGAAUCCAAAACCUAAGUUCGCCUCAUGGUUUGACGGCAAGUGUCACACUGCACGACGCCUUUUCAAACGGUCAAUAAAAAUUGUCGACAACAAUCCUGAUAACCAGAGAAUCAAAACACGGCAUCGCGCCAACUCUAGAGGAUAUCGAAAGAUUGUCAACAAGAAAAGGGAUGACUUCUUCAAUAGCCUUAACAAGAAGAUUAAAAACGGUAAAACUAUAUCCUGGAGAGAUUUCAAGAAGCUUAAGAACUACAAGAAGGAAGAAGUCCAAACUGAAACGGAGCAACUCAACUCUUUCCAUCAGUUCUACUCUGAGCUAUAUUCUGACAAUCAUCCAACCGUAGACACUUUCACUAAAAGAGCUCUCCUCGAAGAAACCAACGCCCUAUCCGAGGGAUCUGCCCCUAAUGAGUCACUGAACAGCCCAUUUACUUUGGAUGAGCUGAACGCUGCGCUAAGGGAACUCAAAUCGGGCAAAGCAUCUUCUUUUGACCACAUCAGCAACGAAAUGCUCCGGGGUCUGAGCGUAAAUAUGAGGUCGCUCCUCCUCAAACUCUUCAACCUGUGCCUGGAGACAGGAGUCUACCUCUGGAGCAAAAGUGUGAUCACACCAAUUCACAAAAAAGGGUGCAUCAGGAACCCUGACAACUAUAGAGCAAUAGCAGUCUGUAGCUGUAUCGGAAAACUGCUCUCUACGAUGCUGCUAUCUCGGCUCGUUAAUCACCGCCAAAUCUCACAUCCUGAUCCACCCAACCAAGCAGGCUUUACCAAAGGAAGUCAAUGCAAUGACCAUAUAUUUACGCUGAUGUCCACCAUAGAAAAAUACAAGAAAGUCAAAAGUAAAAUAUAUGCAGUAUUCAUUGAUCUUCGCAAAGCUUUCGAUCUAGUCUGCAGACAAGCUCUCAUGUUCAAACUAGCCUGCUAUGGUGUCAAUGGUGGCUACUACGACAUCAUCAAAGACAUGUACAGCAAAUCAGAGGGUCAUAUUAAGAUGAAUGGUAAAAUCAGUGAAGCAUUCAAGAUCCUUAAAGGAACUGAACAAGGACACCCACUUAGCCCUGAGUUUUUCAAAGUUUACUUUAAAAAGCUUUCUGACCUCCUUAACGAAGCUACUACGAACUGUCCGACACUCGCUGGACUUUCAGUGACUCACCUAGCGUGGGCUGAUGAUCUAGUUAUACUUGCCCUAGAUGCUGAGUCCCUCCAAAAGUUGCUUACGAUUAUUGGGGACUACUGUAACGAAUGGGGUCUGGAAAUCAAUAUCUCCAAAACCAAAUUCAUGGUCUUCAAUGGUAAAGGACCAGACAUUCCAAAUUGGCGUCCUUCCAUUCACGAAAGAGAUAUCGAGAUGGUCUCCAGCUACUGCUAUCUUGGGAUUAUUAUAAGCAGCACAGGGAAAUUUCGGCAAGCAACUGACUCUCUAUACCGAAAAGGACUUGGAGCUUACUUCAGCUUGAGAAGCACUAUAGACCGGAGAUUCGUUGAUGCAUCCUGCCUCAACAAAUUAUUUAACACCCUUGUUAAGCCAAUUCUACUUUACGGCUGUCAAGUUUGGGCCCCGGUUCUACCCACCGUCAAUAAGGUCCUCUCUAGCUUCAGCAAGUUUCACAAUCUUGAUCAUGCGGUCUCUCACAUCGCUAAACAGCAACUUGAGCAAGUGCAUCUACGACACCUAAAAUACCUUCUUGGUAUAAACAGAAGGGCAGUCAAUGCUACAGCCUGGGGAGAAACUGGCUCAUACCCAAUCAUUAUUGAAAUGUUGAAACUGAGUACUAAAUAUUUCAAAAGAGUUAUGAGCCUCCCCUCUACACAACUAGUCAAAGCUGCAAUGACUGAGCAGAUUAACCUCAAAUUGUCAUGGUUUGUAGGCAUCGAAUCAAUCAUCAAAUCAUUCAACAACAUCGACCUCCUUGAAAGGAAUUCAUCGUCGCUGCUGAACGCAACCUCACUCGCAGACUCCUGCAGCCCUGAAUUAAUCACAGAGAACCUGAAAAAACAGUUCCGCGAUUCCUGGGGUUCUCUUGUGAAAGAUUCUAGAAAGCUAUCAUUCUACAGUGAAGUCAAAACAGAAUUUGCAUGGGAGCCAUAUCUAACCUAUGCUAAGUCUUUUCAGGACAGAAGGGCAACCACACAGAUUCGGUCCAGUUCUCAUCACCUUAGAAUUGAAAGGGGGAGAUAUGACAAAACUCCAAUUGAUGAAAGGACCUGCAACUAUUGCGAGCUUAACACCAACCAGCUAUUCAUCGAGGACGAGAAUCAUAUGCUCCAUUUCUGCCCCCUAGGGAAAGGUCCUAGGGACAAAUUUCAAAAUCUCAGUGGAAACCUACUCAACAAUGUUGGUAAUGGUAGCUUCAAUCUUGCCUCCACGUUCAUGUCGCAGUCUGAUUGCAAGGAUACUCCCAGUGAUGAGGACGUAAGUUUGAUCAAACUCUCAACCAGCACCAUUAACAAGAUCUACAGACUAACCCUCAACUUCAAAGACAGUCUGAAAGCAGAUAAUUAG